Molecule: messenger RNA, 759 nt
Organism: Aureobasidium uvarum
Lineage: Eukaryota; Fungi; Ascomycota; Dothideomycetes; Dothideales; Saccotheciaceae
Source: the annotation of a GenBank genome assembly
AUGUAUACAGUCUCAGUCCUCUCCGCCCUCGUGCUGGCUUCAUGUCAACAAGCUCUAGCACAGUCCUGCUCUGGUUUCAACGUCACCACCAACUAUUCUGAUCUGACAUACACCUCCCUCAGUAGUCGCUCCUACAUCAUCAGCGAGGGUGUUGUAUGUCCCUCUACGCAAAACUGUUCACUCAACAUUGGUGGCUAUGUCACUGAAGGCCGCACCUUGAAUAUCUCAGAUCAAGCUUCAAGAAACUCCGUCUUCGAGACCAUCUCCAAAGUCGUCAACCUCCCCUUCAACGAGACCCAAACAUACCCAGUGGCUACCAACCGUGGUGCCUGGUCGAUCGCCAAUGGCACAAAUGCUUAUGUGGCCUUCACUCCCAACACCAUAUGCACCACAGGUAGACUCUCUGGCUGUCAAGGAAACGAUCUGGAAGGACAAACUGUAACGGCAUGCACACUGGAAGGUGUCAAGUAUGGAGACGGGCUUGCGGGUGUUAUCCACGAGGUUGUGACCGACAGAGAAAGCGCCGCGAACUUGACUUGCAACCCUUCCAACACAACACAAGCAAUGAAUGGAAACUAUACUGGUCGCUGCACUGGUACUGAAGAUGAAAAGGGCGCUGCCAGUACGCUUGGCGGGGUUUCCCUUGCCCUAUUGUCUGUUUCUCUGAUGGUUGCCUUUGUUGGAUUUUUAGUUCGCUUGACGAGCAGAAGAAGAACUCCAGGAUCGCGGGUCCUAGGCAUCCUUCGAGUUCACGGGUGA